AUGUGGAAACGCCAGAAGACCCGAGAUGACAUGAAUUACGACGCGUUGAUCAAGACGGCACUGACGGGCCACUUGGGUGAAGCUGUGCGAGAGGUGCAACGUCAGCAGCAGCAGCAACAACAACAGUCAACAGCGGUCGUUGAAGGGAAUAGUGAAUCAGCUCACACGCUGUGCUGUGUCUUGGAAGCUCUGUUUGUUCACCGCCUACGUGACUCAUUCAUCGACAAGGUUUCCAGCGUCUUCUCUGGUGAUGUGAUUCGACAACCGUCUCCCAACUUUUGGCCUUUCUUGCUCGGGUUCUCUCAUCGACAUUCGGUUGACUACUUGUCAGAUUCUUGCCCGUGGUUGAGGUCUGACAUUGGUCGAUGUCGUGGAUGGAUUAGGCUCGUCCUUAACGAUGGCAUGCUUACCAGCUACCUUGAGCUGCUAGCUGGAGAGCGUCGACUUCUCAAUGACUUCUACGAUCGUCAAGCGUACCUCCGUGAUCCUGAGCAUCUUGAUAUAGCUAGAAAGCUGUUGAGCGGCAUAGAAAUGCUUCAAUUUCGUUUGGCCGUCAAUAGUAGCAUGUUAAACAACUGGAGCACGACCCCUCUGCUUCUGGCUGGGCUCUGGUCACCGCCUACCCCACUGGUCCAAGAGGCUGUCGUACAGGGGGUCGAUGCGGCCUUGUGUUUCACCGAUGAAGACGAGACGUUACAGCCCAUGAAGCAAGCCAGCAAGUUAACGACGAGCUUGGCGUCAACCAAUGUACCGAAGCUCGAUGAAGAUAUGGCUUUUCGUUUGAUAAUUGAAUCAGAUAGAAAUAUACCUAGCGGUAUGCGGCUAGCCCCAUUGGGAUCUCCGUCUGUAGCAAUACCACCCGCCUUACUCACUCCCGAAGAAGAAGUUCGCCUCUCACAAUCACAUUCAUCGUCCCGUGUCGAUGAUUUGCCGGAAGAAGUUGAUUCGCAAAUUGUUCUCGUCACCCGCCUACGGAUGAAAAAUAGUCGGUCUACAAGCCCAGCCGUGCUGGAAGAAGCUAAAGUGAACGUAGCUGUCGCUCCCAGUCUCCCAAGCACUCCGCCACAAUCGUUGUCGGAAGAACUUGCGGCUGCAGAAGCUUUGACGGAUGCUGCGGGUGACGAACAAGAAGAGACCGAAGAAGAAGCUUCGACUUUUGAAGAUUUGUUAGAAAAUUACUCCAACUUUAACAUUGGCAACAACGCCUUGACCAAAUCGCCGAAUUAUUCGCCAACUGAAUCGACUACAAGAGAUAGUUCUCCUGAAGAGAAAUUCGAAAUCGUUUCUGGCGAAAAAAAUCCGCAAUCGCCGUUUGCAUCCAUGCUGCUGACGUUGAAUCAGGAAUGUAGUCUUGUCAAACAAAAUUAUCGCUGCGCCGGAUGUUCCAGCCCGAUUGGCCUAAUCUACGGCCCUGCUCGAGUUUGUAAUUUCAGCGGCGGUUUGUAUUGUUCGGACUGUCAUACCGACGCUGACGAAGUUAUCAUUCCGGCUCGGGUUUUCCUCAACGGUGAUUAUUCAAAGCGCAAAGUCUGCCGUGCCGUUCGGCAGUUUUUCCAAGACAUUGAAGUUGAUCCGGCAUUGGAUGCGAUCCAGUUUGAUCGCAACAUCUACUCUUACCAGCGGGAAUUUGCCGCCUUACUCGACGUUCGAACGCAGCUGCAACAUCUCUCUGCCUUCCUUCUGACUUGCCGCACUCCGGAGAACGCUGGAGAAGAGUUCCGCAAACGUACUUAUGGCAAAGAGUACUUGUACAUCCAGCAGCACGUCUACAGUCUAGUUGAUUUGCCUUUGAUACAAUCCGGACAGCUUCAUCAGCAAUUGACCAAGUUAUUUCAAUAUGGCAAACUACACGUCAGCGGAUGCGGUCUCUGCUCGAUGAAAGGUUUCUUGUGUGAGGCGUGUCGUUCGGAUGCGGUCAUAUUCCCUUUUGACUUGGAUUCGACGUUUAGGUGCCCGAUUUGUGGUGCCGUGUUCCAUUCGGAAUGCAUGGAUCGCUUCAAACCGUGUCCGAGAUGCGAGCGGUGGAAAAGUCGAGAGAGGAAUCAAGUCGAGCAGACAGAACAGUCAGACCAGGAAAUUUAAAAAUGGCAGAUCUAAAACCUCGGAAAUUUCGAAAUGGUGUGUGUGUUGAUAGAUGUCGUAACUCUUUGUGAAUUCUUUGUUUUCUAACUGCCAAAAAUUCAUUACAGCUAGUAUAGUAAAAUUGGGAAAUUUUUCACGUGUCGCCCUGAGCAUUUCUUUGCAGUGCAACUUGUUAUUCGAAAUAGGUUUGAAUCGUGACGAGUACACUGGUGAUCCUCUAUGUAGAUAUUGCAGAGUACAAUACAAUUCAUUCGUUUGGAA
This is a messenger RNA of Daphnia pulicaria, 2343 nucleotides long. RefSeq names its product pleckstrin homology domain-containing family M member 1-like. The record is from RefSeq and is a predicted model, not a curated record. The coding region runs from base 1 to 2082 and encodes 693 amino acids. NCBI's taxonomy places the organism in Eukaryota, Metazoa, Arthropoda, Branchiopoda, Diplostraca, Daphniidae. The transcript has 5 exons.